This is a messenger RNA of Gadus macrocephalus (Pacific cod), 2081 nucleotides long. RefSeq lists its product as uncharacterized. Bases 347 to 2035 code for a protein of 562 amino acids. The transcript is spliced from 2 exons. NCBI's taxonomy places the organism in Eukaryota, Metazoa, Chordata, Actinopteri, Gadiformes, Gadidae. The record is from RefSeq and is a predicted model, not a curated record. Gene Ontology annotation, molecular function: nucleic acid binding; zinc ion binding.
GGGGACGUGCGACGUCUGGCCUGCAGGGGGAGUAUGGGCAGGUUGGGAGAGCACCGGAUUGGCUGGGGGGAUUGGACCUGAGUGCGGGCAGGUGUCGGCACUCAGGCCAAUCAGGGAGUGUUUGUAUUUAUGUGCCUGCUUUUGUCUUGUAGUGAGAGGGGAAUCCAGGAAGGAUUGGCAGCAGAAAGGAGCCGAUCGCCAACGGAGAUCGCGUCGAGCAAAAUAUAAUUUACACUUGAUCGAAUUGUCUUUGGUUACACGUUUGAAAAGACAAUAAAAGAACUUCCUGGUGGAAGAAGCAAGAACCUGUGUCCAGCGCUACAUUGACCCGUUACAGUGGAGCCCAAUGUGGGGCGAGCGCACAGAAAUGGACCAGUCCCCAUUAGGAAACGUGCUCGGGCACCUAGCCCAGAUGGCGGAGAGACAAGGCCAGCUCCACCAGGCGCAGAACGAGGCGCUCACGGACCUGGCACAAUCCUUGGCCGCCGAUCGGGCCAUGCUCCGGGAGCUCCUCGCCUCCGGCGGACGCGGCGAAGGACCCCGGGGGGCGGGACCCGCGACAAACAUACACGUCCCGAAGAUGGGGGAGGCGGACGACGCGGAAGCCUUCCUCGAGACCUUCCAGGGGGUGGCCGAGGUCUCAGGGUGGCCCCGCCCGGAGUGGGCGCACCGUCUCCUGCCGCUCCUAACAGGAGAGGCGCAGCUUGCGGCCCACAGUCUGCCGGCUGGGGCCCAGCGGGACUACGACGCCAUCACCAGGGCCAUCCGAGACCGGCUGGGCCUCUACCCGGAGGAACAUCGCCGGCGGUUUCGGGCGCUGGCCUUCCGUGAGGGCGACCGACCCUUCGCCUUCGCCCAGCAGCUGAUGGACCAGGCCAGGAGGUGGCUGGUCCCAGACGGGAACACGGCAGAGGACGUGGUGGAGCAAGUGGCCCUGGAGAGGUUCGUGGAGGGGCUGCCGGCUAGGACCUCCGCCUGGGUCCGAUACCACCGACCCGAGGCUCUCUCCGCCGCGGUCGUCCUGGCGGAGAGCCACCUGCAACCACCACCAGCGGGCCAGCGACCACCGACACCGAGCCCACGUACCGGUGCGGCUGCCCCACGGCGGGACAGACCAACCCCGGCGCCGAGGGCGAGAUGGGGGGGUGUUCCAGAGCGGGCACAUGAGUCGCCUCCCACCCCCACUCCACAGGCGGGCGCUCAAGCGGCAGGGGAGGGGUGCUGGCGGUGCGGGCGGCCUGGCCACUUCCGGCGGGAGUGCCCUAUGAUGGAGGUGGGUCAGGUCGUCCGCGUCACCGGUGCCCCGUCUCCUCCCCACGGUCCCGGCGAGGCGUACCGUAUCCCGACGGACGCGUCGGAUAGGGGGUUGGGCGCGGUCCUGACCCAGCAGGUGGAGGGGGUCGACCGCCCGGUGCUGUACCUGAGCCGGAAACUAUCAGACCGGGAGGGUCGGUACAGCACGGUGGAGAAGGAGUGCCUCGCCAUCCGGUGGGCGGUCGGCGCCCUCCGCUACUACCUGCUGGGACGCGCGUUCACCCUCUACUCCGACCACGCCCCCCUCCAGUGGCUCCACCGCAUGAAGGACGUCAACGCGAGGAUCACCCGGUGGUACCUCGCGUUGCAGCCCUUUAAUUUUCAGGUCGUGCACAGGCCUGGGGCGCAGAUGGCCGUGGCGGACUUCCUCUCCCGCUCUGGGGGGGGGAGUGAGUUGGCGGCCGGAUGUGACCCCGGCCUGUGUCGGGCGGUGGGGGUGUGUGGGGGGACGUGCGACGUCUGGCCUGCAGGGGGAGUAUGGGCAGGUUGGGAGAGCACCGGAUUGGCUGGGGGGAUUGGACCUGAGUGCGGGCAGGUGUCGGCACUCAGGCCAAUCAGGGAGUGUUUGUAUUUAUGUGCCUGCUUUUGUCUUGUAGUGAGAGGGGAAUCCAGGAAGGAUUGGCAGCAGAAAGGAGCCGAUCGCCAACGGAGAUCGCGUCGAGCAAAAUAUAAUUUACACUUGAUCGAAUUGUCUUUGGUUACACGUUUGAAAAGACAAUAAAAGAACUUCCUGGUGGAAGAAGCAAGAACCUGUGUCCAGCGCUACA